AUGGGCAAGACUGUGCUAGUUACAGGAGCCUCAAAAGGCAUCGGCAAGGCAAUUGUGGAGUAUCUGUGUGAUUCCGGUGCAGAUAUCAAGGUAUUGGGCAUUGCCAGGUCGCUUCAAGACCUGCAGGAUUUGAAGUCGAAAUUCGGGUCGAAAUUUUCGUUUCUAUGUGCUGAUAUCACAGACGAGGUGGCUGUGGGAGAGUUUCUUGCGUCUCAACUUGACGGGAUUGAUGCUGUGAUUGCCAAUGCUGGGGUGUUAUCUCCGGUUCAGGGCGUGGCACAUGCUGACACUGCCCAAUGGAAAUCGCUUUUUGACAUCAACUUCUUCAGUGUGGUAUCGCUGGUGGCGCGUGUUUUGCCGCAAUUAAAAGAGUCUAAACAAGGUGAUGUGAUUCUCGUGAGUUCCGGGGCCAGCACCAAGCCAUACUACGCCUGGGGUGCCUACGGUGCAUCCAAAGCCGCACUCAACCACUUCGCUCAGACCUUAGCGUUCGAAGAGCCUCAGGUUCGCACGGUCGCUAUCGCACCGGGCGUAGUUAACACUCAAAUGCAAGACGAAAUUCGGGACCGGCUUGGACCAUCUAACAUGACACCUGAGGCCCUAAAGCGGUUUACAGAUCUACAUGAAAAAGGUGAGCUCCUGGACCCUGAGGUCCCUGCGGCGGUUUAUGCCAAUCUCGCGCUAAAAGGUAUUUCGCCUGAUAUUAACGGAAAAUAUCUUCGCUACAAUGAUGCACAGCUGGCAGAAUACAGCUGA
Molecule: messenger RNA, 756 nt
Organism: Lachancea nothofagi CBS 11611
Lineage: Eukaryota; Fungi; Ascomycota; Saccharomycetes; Saccharomycetales; Saccharomycetaceae
Source: the annotation of a GenBank genome assembly